UGUUUCACUGUUCAUCGGAAGUCCGAAGAUGUCUUUGAGGCCCUUUCUGCUUCUCGCGGUAACUUUGGUGACAACAAAUGCCCAAACACAACCGGACCCCAAAGUGAUAGAAAUGCUAGAACAGAGGAGUUGGAGAAAAUACAAACAAGAAGUUGGGCUUGUUGCUUUUAAAUGGACUACAGACGUAUCAGGACAACUCGUAAAUGAGACAGCGUGGUUGUCUGAGAGAAACAACAUCGUCGCAAUGAAAUCACGUGACAGAGACGUCAGGAAGAAGGGGUUCGAGAGAGUUGACACUAUGAUCGACCUUGCAACGGGAGAAAUGGCAAUUCGACUCAAGGUUCCUACCUCAGUUACUGCCCUCCCAGCUUCAAUGGUUGACCCACAGAUGACAAGACGUGAAAAGAGACAGAAACUCAGAGAUUUAGUUAAAGGCAGAGAUCGUAUGUGCUUCAUCCAUACAGAUCCAAGACUCAAUCUGGCAGCUGUCAAGGGGGAGCUACAAAAACGUGUUGCUGGCGGUUCAGUUCAAAUGGGUUUACCUCAAAACUUUAUUGUAAAAGAGCAAAACCGCAUCUUAACACAAAAUCUGAAAAGUCCGCUGGUCACGAGUUUCUGUUUAAAGUCUGCUGAACACAAUAACAACUUCAGGCUUGAGAAAGGUGCUCCCGCGGCAACUCUAGCCUCAGCUUACAAGGAGAUCAAAUUGAUGGGCCAGAUAGACACAGCACAAGCCGGGACGUCAAUUCCAUAUAACGUACACAUUGAACAAAAAAUAAUGGACGGAGUCACGUCCGAACCGGUGUAAAUUACAGAAAAAUAUAUAUACAUUCAUACAAAUGCUUAAAAAAACAUAUGACUGUGUCAUCGAAAAUAUUACGCCAAUAUUUAUCCUGUAUUUUACGAAGUUGAGAUUGUAUUCUAUUAGCCAACCAAAAGCAAAUGCAUGUGUAGAAUAAUGUUCUUACAUGUUCAGUUGACAACAUAAAGUUGCAAGUAAGGUAUCUUACAUUACUACUAGUAAAUGAUGUUAUGCAAUGUAAUUUUUUUAAAAAGAAAUUAUUGGCGAGAUAAAAGUUGUCACUAUGUGACCGAGAGAAUGCAAACCAUUACUGGCGAAUCGAACAGUCUACUUUUUAAGAGGUCCAUUAUGGUUCGUGCGAUUGAUCGCUAAUUUUAAUUUUUUUCAUGUCACAGAUUGUUGCAGACAUGCAGUUUAAAAAUGAUAUGUUAAACUGUACUGAUCUUAAUAAAAAAAAAUAAAAUAUAUGUGAAUAUUUUU
Saccostrea cuccullata (small rock oyster) is the source of this 1282-nucleotide messenger RNA. RefSeq lists its product as uncharacterized. Bases 29 to 808 code for a protein of 259 amino acids. The record is from RefSeq and is a predicted model, not a curated record. The transcript has 5 exons. Lineage: Eukaryota; Metazoa; Mollusca; Bivalvia; Ostreida; Ostreidae.